AUGGACAUUGACGACUUUCCGAAUGACCUUCAACUUGACGACGCGGCUUUUGAGCAGUUUGACGACUAUGAUGCCUUUGCGGAUGAGAUGAUGGAGAUUGCCGAGAAGGCUGACCAACAACAGCAACAACAACAAAAACAACAGCAAGCGUCAAGGACUGUGGCCACUCCUUCUCAGUCUUCAGUGUCUUCGGCCUCAGCCACGGCGACAAGAGCUAGUAGCAGUGGAAUCGGAGCCUUGCCAGCACAACGGGACUACUUGGCCAUGCUGAACGCUCAAACCCAGCUGGUGGAACAACAAGUUGCGCAGAGUCAACAACAGCGUGCCGCAGCGGCUACGGGUGCUGCUACUGCUACAUGGAAAGGUGCUGCUACCAAGAAGGGAGGUAGUGGCGGCGGUGGGUGGAACAAGCCUAUUGGGUCGACGAGUGGUAACGCGGAUGCUCCUGUGGAAGGGGAUUUGGCGACUGUUAAUGUUGCGAAGAAGCGGGCAAAGAUGGUUCGUCUGGAUUCUGAGAAACUGCUUGGUAUUCAAGGAUUCCCGAUGCUGAUGGCUCAAGGAAAGCGAUUCAAGAUCCGGAACAAGUACAGGACAUCUGUGGAGAAGGACGCAAACUCUAAAAAGAACUUGGCGGAUCUGAUGAUUCUGUACCAGACCUGGGCACACAACCUGUUCCCCAAAUCAACCUUCCGAGAUUUUAUCCUCCAAACCGAGGCCAAAUGCAAAUCUGACAAGCAAAUGAAGGCAUCGAUGAACGGCUGGAGGGAUGCUUACUGGGAUGAGGUUAAGGAGAAGCUGAAUGUGGUUGAUGAUUCUGAGCGAGCAGCCAUGACGGCCGAGGAUCGGAUGAAUGGCGUCUGGGAGCAGCAUACAGCUGGCCGUGCUCAAGGAGCUGCAGAGAGCAUGGAACAGGAUCCAUUUCUUGACGCCGAGAAGGGCGACGGACAACCAUCGUCGUCCACCUGGAGCUUUGGUAACGAGGAUACUAAUUUUGCUACCACUGGCAACAGUUCAGGUGGAUCUAAACCUGCACAACCACGAGAAAGACCCGCUGCGGCGUCCAGGAAGGGCAAGGAGAGAUUGGUCGAUAACUCAUCAGCGGCGAUGCGGUUGCAGAUCUCAGAUAAUGAGGAUGAUGGUAGUCAGGAUGAUUAUGAGGUUGCUUUGAGCAGGAUGAGGGACUCGAUGAAUCUGAACAGUCGGUCACCGGUCGUGCAGAGGACAACGAGCAGAAACCAAGAUCGGAGCCGGUCGGGUGCUGAAGCUAUGGACGAGGAUCGUCAGCCCUCGUUGCGGAUAUCUGGCAGUGGUAUGAGUCGUGCUGGUAGCAUCUUUGAUGAGGAAGAGGAAGACGAUGACGAGGCACCGUUGUUCACACACAGGGCGUUGCAGAUGAUUGGAGGAUUGAGUGCUCUAGAGGAGAGGCAGAGAGCAGCGGCUGCUGAGAAGGAGAGCAACGGCAGUAGCAUCAAUAUACCCGGGAAGAAGACCCCUGUCUCGACCCAGAGAGCGACCUUGCCAUCGGACGAGGAAGAAGAGGAGAACAUCAACAACAACACUCUGGAUCAAGCCGACCCAAGUCCUGUGAACCUAUCUUUGGGAUCGCAGUGGGGUUUUGGCAGCGGUGAAAGCAUGUUUGGAGAGUUCAAGAACGCCGGUAGUGGUGUUGCUGUUAAGGGAGAGUCUGGUCUAAACCUGGAUGAUGAUGAAGAUGAUGAGGAGGCUGCAGUGAUUUCACAACGUCGUCCCAAGGCCAGGAAGGCUCUCAUUCUUGAGGAUUCUGACGAUGAGUAA
Linnemannia hyalina is the source of this 1794-nucleotide messenger RNA. The record is from the annotation of a GenBank genome assembly. Lineage: Eukaryota; Fungi; Mortierellomycota; Mortierellomycetes; Mortierellales; Mortierellaceae.